Molecule: messenger RNA, 762 nt
Organism: Penicillium waksmanii
Lineage: Eukaryota; Fungi; Ascomycota; Eurotiomycetes; Eurotiales; Aspergillaceae
Exons: 2
Coding region: 1-762 (253 amino acids)
Source: RefSeq, a predicted model, not a curated record
AUGCCUUCCGUCAAGUUCCUCCCCAUCCUCGCUAUCUCCCUCCUCACCGCGCCUCUCGCCAACGCCUACCCCAUUACCGGCGACGUCGUGAACUGUCGCUCGGGCCCAGGCACCAGCUACGACGUAGUCAAGUCCUACAAACUAGACGCCGACGUCUCAAUUACGUGCCAAGCACCCGGCACCGACGUCAAGGGUGACUCGGUCUGGGACAAGACCUCUGACGGCUGCUAUGUCGCGGAUUACUACGUGAAGACCGGUAGCAGCAGCUACGUUACCACGAAGUGCGACGGUGAUGACAACGGGGACGGCGGUGAUGGUGGUAGUUCCGGCGGAAACCUCCCCGGUCUCACCUCGACUCAGUCAAAGCAUGCGAAGGAUAUUAUUGCCGAGGCGAAGAGUGAGGAUCUUGGACGUCAGGGAUGUACCGCUGGUAUUGCUACUGCGAUUGUUGAGUCAAAUAUUCUCAUCUACGCUAACAGUGGCGUCCCCGAGUCUCUGAAAUACCCCCACGACGCAGUGGGUUCUGAUCACGACAGCGUCGGUAUCUUCCAGCAGCGUGCUAUGUUCUAUAAGGAUAUUGCGGCUGAUAUGGAUGCGGGCAAGUCUGCUGGGCAAUUCUUUAAGAAAAUGAAGGGUAUUAGUGGGUGGAAGAGUAUGGAUGUUGGGACUUUGUGCCAGAAGGUUCAGGGCUCUGCUUAUCCUUCUCGGUAUGCUAAGCAGGUUUCGAAGGCCGAGAAAAUUUGCAAGGCGGGUGGGCUUUGA